Molecule: messenger RNA, 1496 nt
Organism: Mya arenaria
Lineage: Eukaryota; Metazoa; Mollusca; Bivalvia; Myida; Myidae
Product: multiple epidermal growth factor-like domains protein 10
Exons: 4
Coding region: 137-1468 (443 amino acids)
Molecular function (GO): scavenger receptor activity
Source: RefSeq, a predicted model, not a curated record
GAUAGGUUUCGAAUAGAUAUAACAGUAGUAGAAUAACUUUGCGGUAAUAAACAAAUGACAUUGUAGUUUUGAUUAAUGUUAGAGAAAUAUAUCUUAUUUCUUAAUAGUUAUUUUGAACAAAAAUUUGAAAAACACAAUGAUAAUCAUAUUAGUUGUAUUGUGCUUAAUACAGGUAGUGGUUUUUGGAACAUGUCCACCCGGAAAAUAUGGUGACAACUGUGAACAUUUAUGUUUAUAUCCUCAUUGUUUCUGCGUUUCACAUUUGGACUGUGGUUCAUGCGAGGCAGGAUAUUGGAACAUUAGUGGGAACUGCAAGUUCAUAUGCACUUCUCUAACAUGCAUAUGCUCCAACUAUACAAACUGUCAUUAUUGUAAAGAUGGAUAUUAUGGGCUGGAGAGUAAAUGUAAAAAUACUUGUUCUUCUGGAUGUGAUGACAAUAAAUGUGACAAUAAUGGAUACUGUGAUACUUGUAAGCCUAAUUUUGCUGGAAGUAAAUGUGACUCAUGUGUUGAUGGCCGAUAUGGUGCAAACUGCUCAAACAGUAAUCAAACAUGUUCUUCUGGGUGCAAUGGAGACGAAUGUUACCCUAACGGAACAUGUUUGUGUGAGCCUAAUUUCACUGGGAAAACGUGUGAAUCAUGUGUAGAUGGCUAUUAUGGGGCAAAUUGCUCUUUUAAAUGCAGUGGAGGUUGUGCUAAGGACAACUGCAGUUCAUCAGAUGGAUCAUGCAACUGCAAGAAUAAUUAUAGUGGUGAAAAAUGUGAAUACUGUAUAGAAGGUCGAUAUGGUGAUGAAUGUUCUAAAAAGUGUAGUCUAGGCUGCUUAGAACAUACUUGCUCUUUUACUGAUGGGAAGUGCGAUUGUAAAGAAUUUUACACAGGAGAUACAUGCGACGUAUGUGAAAAUGGGCGUUAUGGUGAAGACUGUUCAAAACCAUGUAGUCUUGGAUGCUUAGACAACACUUGCUCAUCUACUGAUGGAAUGUGUGAGUGUAGAGACUUUUACACAGGAGAUACAUGCGAUGUUUGUGUUGAUGGGCCUUUCAGGGACGGUUGUUUAAAUACAUCAGCAAUGAAUGAACCGACAGAGACAGAUAAACAAAACGUUGGUGUGACAGUUGGUGGGAUAAUUGGUGCUGUUCUUGUAGUUGUAGCGGUUGUCGUUGUUGUCAUCAUUCUAAAACAAAGAAAUGAGUUAUGCUGGAAAAAGCCACGAGGUGAAGAACAACACAGCGAAGUAAUGCAUACGGUUGUGUACGCUACAGUGCAGAAAAAUAGACACUCAUCUGUUCCCUCUCAGCAAAUGGAGUCCAGUCGUGGCGAUCAGGCACAUCGCCCUCACAUUUCAUUAACCGAAAACCACGCUGAAACUGGUAAUAUAAUCAAACGUACACGUAUGUUGUUGAGCUUGAUUAUAAAGACAGCUAAACGCUGUUAUACAUCAUUCUCGGGUUACGGUUAUGGGUAGACAAUAGUAAUUAUGUCCUGUGUUGGUG